This is a messenger RNA of Penicillium alfredii, 915 nucleotides long. Its product is annotated as fungal specific transcription factor domain-containing protein. The record is from RefSeq and is a predicted model, not a curated record. Gene Ontology annotation, biological process: positive regulation of transcription by RNA polymerase II. Lineage: Eukaryota; Fungi; Ascomycota; Eurotiomycetes; Eurotiales; Aspergillaceae. Bases 1 to 915 code for a protein of 304 amino acids. Gene Ontology annotation, molecular function: sequence-specific DNA binding; DNA-binding transcription factor activity, RNA polymerase II-specific. The transcript has 2 exons.
AUGUCGGACGAUGAAUUCUCAGGCGUGCGAUCGCUGUCGUCGUCGGAAGUCGAGAUGCGACAAGAUCUCGCCCUCGUAAAAGCCGGCAUCGCAUGCAAGUACAGCGAUCGAGCCAGGGACCGCCGCGAGCUGGUGGAGCGACUCCAGCGUCGACUCAAGCAUGCUGAAACUGCAAAUGCCAACUUGAAUGCGAAGCUGGUACAAUCAGGUCUUGCGCCUACUCCCGUCGAGCCUGCGGGGGUCGGCCGGAUGUCCGAUCCGACAGAGGCUGAUCUCGAUGCCGACGAUCUGCCGGGUGAAAGGGAGCGCGGCGACGAGGUUAUGGAGGAAGUGUCGUUCCUGUCGCGCCGGGCGGGAGGAGAGCAUCAUUUCCUGGGCUCGGCCAGUGGAAUUCCCUUUGCUAAUUUGGUUAGCACGACAGUCGAGGUGACUUCGCGGAGUCCGGGGCAGAGAGCGAUAAGUGAAGGACGAACUCACAGACCGGCUGUUGCGUCGUCCAUUCAGUCCACGUCGCCGACGACACUUCCCAUCGAGACUUCGUUUUUGCCCCCAGAGCGGGUCGCUCGUGACCUCCAUCGCGCGUACUUUGACCAUGACCAUCUGUCGUAUCCUUUUCUGCAUCGUGCAUCGGUACUGGCCGCAUUGGAUCGUGCCUAUCAAGAUCCAGUAUUCCUCGAACGAGAUGCCUUCUCGUCUUUUGUCUUUGAUAUGAUCCUGGCUAUCGCCACGGCCAAUGUUCACAAGUUUGAUUUCGAGUCGUUGCCCAAUGCCGAGGGCUAUCGGCUUCGAGCUGGACAGCGAUUGAACGAAGUCUUGCAGCAGGGCAACCUUCCAGCACUUCAAGCGAUUUUGUUACUGGGGCAGUAUCGAAUGAUCAACUCGAUUCAAGAUACGUCAAGUAGUGAGUGUUCCUAA